Dromiciops gliroides (monito del monte) is the source of this 861-nucleotide messenger RNA. Its product is annotated as folate receptor alpha-like. The transcript is spliced from 4 exons. Gene Ontology annotation, biological process: cell adhesion; sperm-egg recognition; fusion of sperm to egg plasma membrane involved in single fertilization. Gene Ontology annotation, molecular function: signaling receptor activity. NCBI's taxonomy places the organism in Eukaryota, Metazoa, Chordata, Mammalia, Microbiotheria, Microbiotheriidae. The coding region runs from base 1 to 861 and encodes 286 amino acids. The record is from RefSeq and is a predicted model, not a curated record. Gene Ontology annotation, cellular component: external side of plasma membrane.
AUGGAAGCUCCUGCAGCCAGCCCAUGGAAGAAGAGAGUCUGCUGCACAGCAAACACCAGCAUUGCUGCCCAUGGAAACCCCUCCUCCCUGUACCCCUUCAACUAUAACCACUGUGGGACGAUGACCCCAGCCUGCAGACACCACUUUAUCCAGGACACAUGUUUCUAUCAGUGCUCCCCCAACCUAGGACCCUGGAUCCAGCCGGUGACCUCAUGUUGUAGGAAGGAACGGGUCCUGAAUGUUCCCCUGUGCAAGGAGGAUUGUAUUCAAUGGUGGGAGGACUGCCAAACUUCCUACACCUGCAGAGAUAACUGGCACACAGGUUGGAAUCAGACUUCAGGGAUUAACGAGUGCCCAACUAAUGCCACCUGCCACCCUUUCCCAUUUUACUUCCCAACACCAGCCUCCCUAUGUGAGAACAUUUUUAGUCAUUCUUACAAAGUAAGCUCUUUUGGCAGGGGCAGUGGUAAAUGUAUGCAGAUGUCGUUUGACCCAGCCCAGGGAAACCCCAAUGAAGCUGUGGCUAAAUACUAUGCUUUUGGUGCUCUUUCCAUUCACCUCGUUGUAGUCAUGUAUGUUGUCUCUUUGUCUCCAUUCACCUUACUCUACUUAAAAUCAUGCUUCUCUACUGCAUAUCCUUCAGAAACUAGAAGACCCCAACCGGCUCCUUCCUUCCACCUGGCUUCCUUCUAUGAAUUCUAUUUUGGAAAUGCUGAGUUUGAGAUGACCGUAAGACAUCUAGGUGAAGAUGUCUUACAGGUAAUCGGGGAUGUGGGAAUGGGAAUCAGGAAAAUUGUUCAGUUUACUCAAGGAUGUUGCCUGCCACUCAACCCAGGGUUUCAAAACCAUACAGAAACAUGA